Scedosporium apiospermum is the source of this 1512-nucleotide messenger RNA. Its product is annotated as Non-specific serine/threonine protein kinase. Lineage: Eukaryota; Fungi; Ascomycota; Sordariomycetes; Microascales; Microascaceae. The record is from RefSeq and is a predicted model, not a curated record. The transcript has 2 exons. The coding region runs from base 1 to 1512 and encodes 503 amino acids.
AUGAAGAUCACAGGUCUCGUCCUUCUCUCGGCCACGUCGCUGGCGCUGGCAGCGGUCGCCGGCCCAGAAGAUCGAAAUCGGUUCGGUGGCGGUCACCGGGGCACUCGUGGCCUGGAACACACUUCUAAGUCGAAGUGCACCAAGACCAGGUCCAGGACCAGGCACACAGUGACCAAGACGGUGACCGAAUCUGAAUGCCCCAACACAUCCGCUGGAGAGUUGGUCACGGUCACUGUUCCCACGACAGUUACCGUCGGCGGGGAGGACGCGACGGUCACGAUUACAGCUCCUAAUGAGGACAACACUGCGACUAUCACUGUUGCGGAGACGAUCACUGUUCCUGGUGGUGACGAUGUUGCGACCAUCACCGUCACUGUCCCCGGCGAUGACAAUGCUGCCACAAUCACGCUUGCGGAGACCGUUACUGUUUCUGGUGACGAAGUCACCUUCACUGUCUCCGGUGAAGAGGUUACUGUAACCGUUCCUGGUGAUGAAGUUACUGUUACUGUUCCCGGCGAGGAAGUCACCGCGACCGCCACCACGACACUAACCAUCCCAGGAGAGGGCGAGGUUGUUACCCUCCCGGCCGAAACCGAAACCCUCACGCAGGAGAUCACCCUGACUAUCCCUACCACGAUCACCCUUCCUGCUGAGUCGAUCACCGUUACCCAGGCCCUCACGGAAACCCUGACUGAGACUCUCACUGAGCCUACGACGGCCACUGAGACGGAGACCCUUACACAGGUCGUCACCGAGCCCACCACCACCACUGCAACCGAGACCGAGACCCUGACUCAAGUCUUCACCGAGCCUACGACUACCACCACCACGGAGACUGAGACUUUGACUCAGAUCUUGACUGAGCCUACCACGACUACCACCACUGAGACCGAGACUGUCACGACGCCUACCACCACCACGGAGACGGAAACCGUCACGACUCCCACGACUACAACCACGACGGAGACGGAGACAGCAACAAUCACGGAGCCAACCACGACCACUACCACGACCACCGAGACCACCGUCCAGACUGUCACCACCUCCGUGCUUGCGUGUCCCGCGGGCAACCCCAUAAUCAACGGUGACUUCGAGGGCAGCCUCACCGGCACCUGGUCCGUCCUCGAAGCCGGCGAUGCCGACGUGGAUCGUAUCGCCGUCGGUGGUGCUCAGGGCUAUGCGCUCCGUGCUCGCAUCAACAGCGGAAACGGAAACCUGCCCCAACGCAUCGUCCAGUCCGUCACCGUUUGCCCGGGAGCGAACUACAAGGUGUCGUUCAAGGCCCGAAGGACAACGACUUCGGGCAGCGUCUACGCUACCCUUUACGUCAACGAUUCUCAGCAGGCUGGUGGACUUAUCACCGCCUCGAGCUUCACUUCCGUCGCGACGAUUGGUUCGGGAAUUUUCUCGACUACUUCCAAUAGUGUUACUGUCAGGAUCGAAUUCACGUACGGCGGAUCUGGAGGUUCGAAGGAGGUUCAAGUCGAUGAUAUUGUCCUGACCAAGUUGUAA